UACCGGUAGGAUUCGGGACGCCAGGAUAUUCGCUGCUCGAUGAAUGAAACUGAACGGAAAACUUAAUUCAUUCAUUCAACUUUCCGAAGUAAUUUGACAGUGUUUGUCCAGCAUUACAUUCUAGCUUGCUAUACCAGGUACGUGUGCAUGUAUGUAACUGUAGCUGGAAGUAUUUUUACUUGAAAGGGUUUGCAUUCGUAUGUGCACGUGCAUUCCUCCAGCUGCAGUGCGUGUAUGUGUGUGAAGAGCCCGUGUGUGCCAUGUCAGUAUCAGUGAUCAUAAAGUGGGGAGGUCAGGAGUACUCCAUCAGUUCUCUGUCUGAGGAGGACACAGUGAUGGACCUGAAACAGUCCAUCAAGACCCUGACUGGGGUUCUGCCAGAGAGGCAAAAACUACUAGGACUCAAAGUCAAAGGUAAACCUGCAGAAGAUGAGGUGAAGCUGGGCUCUCUGAAGCUGAAGCCUAACACUAAGAUCAUGAUGAUGGGUACCAGAGAAGAGAGCCUGGAAGAGGUUUUAGCCCCUCCUCCGGAGAAUGAUGACGUGGUCAAUGAUUUUGACAUUGAGGAGGAGGUCAUUGAAGUGGAGAACAGAGAGGAAAAUCUAGCUAAGAUCGCCCGCAGAGUGAAAGACUACAAGGUAGAGGAAAUGAACCCUCCCAGAGAAGGCAAGGGGCUUCUGGUACUGGAUGUGGACUACACACUGUUCGAUCACAAGUCAUGUGCAGAAACGGGUCAGGAGCUGAUGAGACCGUACCUUCACGAGUUUCUGACGUCAGCGUACGAGGACUAUGACAUUGUCAUCUGGUCUGCUACAAGUAUGAAGUGGAUUGAUGCCAAAAUGAAAGAGCUGGGAGUAAUAGACAACCCUAAUUACAAGAUUACGUUCAUGUUGGACAGUGCAGCAAUGAUCACGGUACAUACCCCGAAGAGAGGGGUUGUGGAGGUGAAGCCCCUGGGCGUGAUAUGGGGGAAGUACGGUGAGUUUUACAACAGGAAGAACACCAUAAUGUUUGAUGACAUCGGCCGAAACUUCCUCAUGAACCCACAAAACGGACUAAAGAUUCGACCCUUCAUGAAGGCCCACCUUAACAGAGAGAAGGACAGGGAGCUCUAUAAACUGGCUCAGUACCUCAAAGAAAUCGCCAAGCUCGAGGACUUCAGCGGACUCAACCACAAACACUGGGAGAGGUACCUAUCUAAGAGGCAGCACCACUGAAAAGGGACGGCAUCCUGGGCAAAGACUUGAGAUGGACACUACCAUCCUAUCAUCUAGUUCUCUUGUACACAUGUACACACACACACAAACACACACACACACACACACACACACACACACACACACACCAUCCAACAGUAACCAUGCAGCCACCAACACUCAACAGCUCAGGUCUGAGAUGGGCUUCCCAAUUUGGACAUUUGCAUGUUCUGGCCCAAAUCUUGGAAUUAUGUUUUGCAUUCGUUACAAUAAUAAUGGCAGUUACCACACAUCCGUUUAGUGAUCAUAAAGUACACCUGUGUGGGUUAGUGUACGGGUCAACGGUGGCCAAUAAAAUGCUACACACCUCCUUCAGGCAGGAGUCUCAAAUACAUCUUACUUGAAUCUGCUUGGCCUUCCGCACAUAUGGAUAGGGUUUACGGCAUUCCCUCUUUAUAGGUAGUGUACUUUGCUCUGACUAUUAAUCCUUUCUGCUACACUAAGCAAGAAAACUGACACAAAUAUGAUUUCACCAGGGUAAAGGUCAUCAAGUUGUGUCCCACACCCUAUUGAGAUUAACCAUCAGAAAACAAUUAAUGCAAAAUUCUUAAUGUAAUGAAUUUACAAAAUGAAAGUAACAAAUGUUGAGUUCAACAAGAAGGAUACGUUUAACAAAUAGGAUUUUUACUGUAGUUCCUCUGGCAUGUUAAUUCUGACGGUAUUGAGAGUAAGGGUCAAACAAAUAUCUCCCUGAGAUUCUAACUGAUGCUUGCAACAACACAAUUUGAUUUGUGUGAUAAUAUGCAAUAAUCCUCAAUGUUACUGGGACAUUAACAGCCUUGAAAUUGAGAUCGGUUGUAUCGAAAAUAUCAGAGAAAUUGGGCAUGUUUUGAUGGAAAACUUGUAUGCCGGGGUCAGUGGACACAGGCCUGUGGGCUGGGGAGGUUUCAACGGUGUGUGUGCGCUUUGCCCAUUGUCACAUGCCAGGUCUGUUACAUACAAAGGAUUGACUUUAUAUUUCUUUUCUUUUUAUGUCAUGAAGAAAUCCUCAAUACAUAUUUGUGAGGUUACUUCAAAUGUUUAAGAACAAAAUGAUGACAAGGGAUGGUGCUGGGAAUGCAAGAAACUGACAGCACUUAAUGUGCUUUUUUUGGGGGGGGGGGCGGGGGUUUGGUAGCUGCUUUAUUAUUGAAAUUAAUUGUGUCUGCACUUACAUGGAUUUUAAGUUAUGAAUGAAAAAGAGUAAGGGAAAGUGCCCAUCUUUAUGAACAAGUAGCACCUGAAGCUCUUGGAAACAUCAGGGAUGUGAUUUUUUUUCAGAUUUUGUCAAGUUUACAGCUCUCUUGGACAUUUCACUCCUUUUUUCAUUUCAUGGCACGAUUUCUUGAGAUCUGUCUUUUUAUGUUUUCCUCAUCACAUCCCUGACAUCGUGGCUGUAAAUAUGACAAUAAACCUUUUUUUUGUACCUAAA
This is a messenger RNA of Eleginops maclovinus (Patagonian blennie), 2667 nucleotides long. RefSeq names its product ubiquitin-like domain containing CTD phosphatase 1 (gene ublcp1). NCBI's taxonomy places the organism in Eukaryota, Metazoa, Chordata, Actinopteri, Perciformes, Eleginopidae. The record is from RefSeq and is a predicted model, not a curated record. The transcript has 11 exons. Gene Ontology annotation, molecular function: protein binding; protein serine/threonine phosphatase activity. The coding region runs from base 261 to 1217 and encodes 318 amino acids. Gene Ontology annotation, cellular component: nucleus. Gene Ontology annotation, biological process: protein dephosphorylation.